AUGGACGAUCAACUCUACACCAGUCAUCGUGUGACUCCCAGAUUGGCGUGGGCCACAGCCAUCACUUGCCUCAGUACCUUGCAAUUUGGCUUUCAUCUUGCAGUAUUAAAUGCUCCCCAAGAUAUUUUCUCCUGCAAGAAGCACAUCCCUGGCCCCCUCCCAUCCUAUGAAGAUACGUUGUGGAAUACCUAUGGACGAGCACAGUGUAUCCCCAUGAAACUGAGCAACAUUGCGCUUCUAAAUACGCUAUUUACCGUUGGUGGUUUGCUCUCGUCGCUGUUUGCCGGCUCUCAUACCGUCUCGGCCAUGUUUGGACGCAAGAAACUUCAGAAAAUAUGUGCUCUCUGUUACCUAUUAGGCUCGUUGCUUUUAACCGGAGCCAACUCACUUCCGGCCAUGUACAUGGGAAGGCUCUUUGGAGGAAUCGGCGCUGGAGCAUCCAUGGUGGUAGCUCCUAUUCUCGUGAGCGAAAUCACACCUUUUAACCACAGAGGACUCAUGGGUUCUUUGCUCCAGUUUGGAGUGGCCAUGGGCAUUUUGGCUGCGCAGCUUAUUGCAUUCCCGUGGUCCAACGACCAGCAGUGGAGAUACUUGUUUCUUUUCGGAGCAUUCGUGGCGUUGUUCCAGUUUCUCCUUCUCUUCACUACUGUGGAAUCGCCCAAAUGGCUCAUUUUGCAUCGUGGUGACGUCUCUAGUGCCACUGAGAUCUUACACACUUUACGUUCCGACAUUCUGGCUAUGAGAUACGAAAUCAACCAUUGGAGAAGACUCUCCAAUAAUACUAGCACCAUUCCGGCGGACAAACUUCUCUCGGAAAGAUCCAGUUUGCUUGAAUCCGGGCCGCAAGACGAUUUCCAUCCACUAUCUACCUCCAUGUCUCGUAGAGGCUCAAUUGACCCAAGCACUUUGUCAAUCGUCGAGUAUCUUGUCAGUCCACGCUACAGAAAGGAGUGGAUCGCCAUUAUAGUAAUCAUGACGGCCCAGCAGUUGUGUGGAAUGAAUGCCAUCACUUUCUAUGGAGUGUCAGUUCUUUCCAACAUUGUACCUCUGGAAACUAAUGUCUUGUACCUCACAUGUCUGUUGGCAUUGUGUAAUGUCAUUCUGGCACUCACUAUUUCGCCCUUCAUUGAUAGAUGGGGCCGCAAACCUUUGUUGCUUGCGUCAGUGACCAUGAUGGGUACUUGUUCGGUUUUUAUUUCCUUGGGUUUGCUUCACAAUCGUGAUUACAUGGCGGCGAUUGCAUGUUUCGGGUUUAUUGUUGGAUUUUCCAUUGGAUUAGCCCUGAUUCCAUUCUUGAUGGUGAGCGAAUUUGCCAGUCACGAAACCAUUGGAAUCGCCCAAUCAUUCGGCACCAUGUGGAACUGGAUUGCCAAUAUUAUCAUUGCUUACCUGUUCCCACUUUUAAAAGAUAUCGUUGGCAAUUCCAUUUUCUUUGUUUUCUUCGGCAUCUCGGUCUUUUACUUUGUUGCAAUCUGGGCAAGAGUUCCCGAGACAAAGGGCAAAUUGGAUUACCGGGAUAUAUGGGAUGCCUUCUACUAUUAA
Sungouiella intermedia is the source of this 1542-nucleotide messenger RNA. The record is from the annotation of a GenBank genome assembly. NCBI's taxonomy places the organism in Eukaryota, Fungi, Ascomycota, Pichiomycetes, Serinales, Metschnikowiaceae.